Schizophyllum commune H4-8 is the source of this 3534-nucleotide messenger RNA. RefSeq lists its product as uncharacterized. Gene Ontology annotation, cellular component: actin filament; cytoplasm. The transcript has 7 exons. Bases 167 to 3298 code for a protein of 1043 amino acids. Gene Ontology annotation, biological process: actin filament polymerization. Lineage: Eukaryota; Fungi; Basidiomycota; Agaricomycetes; Agaricales; Schizophyllaceae. Gene Ontology annotation, molecular function: actin binding; microtubule binding. The record is from RefSeq and is a predicted model, not a curated record.
CUAGCCUACCUCUUGCUUGUCUUCGUACAAAUUCAACAUGUCGUUCUCCGAGAGGGCGUCAGCCCGAGACGCUCCUUCAGAACGUUUAUAUACAGAAAGUCCCCUGAGAGGCGUUUCUUCACCGUCGGAAACUGAGACCGAAUCAGCGUAUACCAGCGCAAGAAGGAUGCGAAGGGCUGAACGCGCGCGCCGACGCACACGCCCACGGCGCCGCGAGACCGAAGACUCCUAUGCUUCAGCAUCUCGUGGCCGCUCGCGAAGUCCAUCGAGACAUGCAGGUACAUUCGGCGCGUAUACGGGGGGAAGCUCUACAGGCGACCUACCUCCGCCUCCUUCGGUCUUUAUACCGCCAGCUCCUAUACCGUCUCUGCCAGUGCCAUCACCGCACUAUCAGACCGCGGAGAGCGUGGCGUACAGCACUGGUGCUCCCUUCUCAGCCGCGUCGUCUCCUCCGUCGCCCAUAGCUACGCCCCUGCCUCCAGUGAUACCUCCAUACUCGUAUCCGCAGGCGCCCGCUCCGACGCCUCAGUAUCCUUCGGCACAGUAUGCUCCGCCUCCGCCUCCGGCUUCGCAGCACUACACAGUGACACCCAGUGGACUGUACGUCCCUCCAGGUCACGAUGUUCAGCAGUUCCAGACGACGUCCACCAAAUUCGGCGACAACGUCCUCGGCGUCCUCUACACAUUUAUAACCUACCGGCUGCCCCUCUUCGUCUAUCAGAUCUUCCUCUUUCGGAUGCCUGUCUUCUACUACGGAAGGGUGUCCCGCGUGCUCGAGGACGCUGAGAUGAGCCUCGCGGACGUGCGGAAACUUGCGAUGACAACGGCGUCGGAAUGGAAGGCGAAGGAUACGAAGAAAAAGUCUUCCAAAGAGGAGAUGCUGAGUCGACUUGACUAUAUGACCAGCUGGAAUGUUUCUCCCCAAUACGCUUCACAAGUGACUCCUGCUAUGCGGCGCUUCCGCGACUCGUGGGAGACUUUCAUCGACUCCCUUCUACGCGAGUGGAAGACUCAGAAUGUUAUAUCUGCCCUUUUGCUUUCUGCGCUUUUGACGAUGCUACAGAUCGACGUAGCCGCAGACGACGUCGUUACACGCACAGUCUGUAUACUGGCGCUGAUCGCGGCACUUAUGUCGCUGCUAUACGGGUGUCUCUACAUUAUCCGUUUUGGUACCAUGAAGCGCAUGCACAAGGCCUCCGCCUGGGCCGACGAAGCGCAAAAGCGUCGCGAAGCCAUUCUGUGGAACGUGUGGGUGCUGUUAGCCAUGCCUGUCGUGUGGCUCACCUGGUCUAUCAUCUUGUUCAUUGUUAGCAUCAUGUCCUACGUCUGGCGCACAGGCUCCGUCUCCGACCCCGACGCUCGCACGACCAGCAAAGAGGCCGCCCUCGGCACUCGCAUCGGCAUCACUUGCAUCCUAGGCCUUGGAGUGCUUUACCUCGCGGCCAUGGCGAAGACCUUCUCGCGGUACGGCGACCAGAUGGACAAGGCGUGGAAGCGGCAGAUGUCUUCCAUGAUCGCGCAAAUCCUCCCUGACGGCACAGCGGUCAACGCGUAUGGCCAGCCGAGCGCCAGUCAGCCUUUCCGCCCAAGUCAGGUCUCGCAGCAAUAUCCGAUCAUCCCAGCGACGACCCCGUAUGCUUCGAGUGUCGCGUACCCGUCAAAUUGGCAGACGCCAUACUCUGUACCGCCGACCAUACCGCCAUAUUCGCCUACGACGCCGGUGCAGUAUCCUCUUCAUGGCUCGUAUGGUAGGGAGAGUCAUACAUACGGCUCUGAGGCCGACGUACGCCACUAUCCAACGUACAGCCCAGCAACAUCGUACACACCCUCGACGACGAGAACUUCCACGGACACCGUGCGCUCGGGAAGAUCGUCCACGACGACUCGGCGGCGACAGCGACGGCACUCUUCCUACUCAGAAGCGGACGAGGAUGUGAUUCCCCCGCCACGUCUGCCGCCCGCUUCCCCCGAACCGACCACCCCGACAGCAAGCAAAACACUCUCUGAGCCGCAGGUCAAGUCCUCUCGCCGGCCUAACGUCCGCCUUGGGUAUCCAGCGCAGACUAUACCAGAGCAGCAGCCGUUCAUACCUCAGGCUCCCAGUCCGCUGCAUUCCAUGACGCCCACCAACUGGCCUCCUCCCCUCCCAUACCUAGGCCCCAGCUUCAGCCAGUAUAUCCCCUCGGUACCAUUACCUCCACAGCAGAUGCAAUGGCCUCAGCAAGGCCCCUCUAUCGUGUUCCAGGCCCCUUCACAGGCGCCGACGGUUGUGCCGUACCCAUCGCGGCAUAGCCAUUCGACCGAGGCGGGAUACGAGAUAUCACCCGUAGACCGCCGUUCGCGCUCGCGCUCGCAGUCUGCUUUGUCCCAUCGUGAACGGCCAGCGAUGCCUCCGCCUCCGCCAAUCAUCCACAGUCAGCCUCUGGUGUCCUCCGAGUGGGAGUCGAAAACUGAAGCCCUUCACGAAAAUCCUGUGAAGGCGGCUUUCGCGCGCAAGCUUACGCGCCGGGGGCCGUUCACUGGCUUCAGGCCUCGCCAGGUAGUCGAUCUGAUCACCAACGAGCGACUUGUGGACAGCGAUCGUGAUCGAGAGCUCUUUGAUACCAUCUUCUAUGAACGGUGCAUUGAGUAUCAUGACCAUGAUGUUUUUACCUCGAGCGUGAUGCGCGCGUAUGCUUCUGCGGGGCGCAGUCGCUCUCCCCGGUCACGCUCCGCAGGGACCUCACACCGUGGACGCCCACGAUCCCGCUCGCAAGCCGACUCAGACGCCGUAUUCGCCGAGUUGCAGAGAUGGAACGAGCACUUCUUUCGACAGCGCGGGAUGUCCGCGGUUCUCACCUAUAUCACGCGUCAUGACGCAGAGGAUGGGUACGCCGUGUACCUCGUCGACAUGCCGAACACACUUCUAGCAGAUGAGGAAUCCAUCAAGGCCCUCUUCAGCGACAGCAUCCCCAUGCACCAUGCCGAGGGGGUUGUGAUCUACUUGUACGAUAGCCGCCCUCCGUCGGCGUUCAGGGAGCGAAUUCAGGCCGAUGUGGUCAUCGACAUCGAGCGCCUUCAGGGCAGCCCGAGUCGACAGCGCUGGACUUCCUCGCCAAUCCCUGCCUCUCCACCGAUGCCUCUCCCGGAUUCGGCGCCACCGCGUAGUCCGACGGGUCGGUCGGAUCCGUCGUCUGCCUCGUCGCGCAGGACGUCUCCUUAUAGACCCCAUCAACUAUCCACCAUAGACGAGGGCUCGAGCGGUCGUCGCGAUACCGCACAGUCAGAUUCGGUGAUCCCGGCCAUAUCUACGCCAUAGUCUGAUUCGGCCGGGGAAAGGGCCAGCGCACGAGUGCAGAACACCGCCCGUGAGCGCCCCGUCGAUGCGGUUGUUCGGCGGUGAAAUAAGUACUGGGGUGAAAGCUCAGAAUGAACAGCAUGAGUACUUCAUGGUCGCAAACAAGUCAUGUUGUACUUCCUAAUGUCCAUAACGACUACUGAUGUACGUGACAAAAUAGGAUAUGCUGCCUUACGAUGACCUCUGAAGUAUUUUCC